Molecule: messenger RNA, 2003 nt
Organism: Aspergillus welwitschiae
Lineage: Eukaryota; Fungi; Ascomycota; Eurotiomycetes; Eurotiales; Aspergillaceae
Product: FAD binding domain-containing protein
Exons: 1
Coding region: 355-1923 (522 amino acids)
Source: RefSeq, a predicted model, not a curated record
CACUUUUCUCCCUAACAUUCCUGUCCUACUUCCGAUGACAUCAAGCAGCGCUGCCCAGACCGACCGGAAAGACUCUCUCCGCCUCCCUCCGUGGCACCGACGGAGCAUAACUCUCCGUUUCCCAACCCCCAUCCGCCAUCCUCGGCACCAUCCCCGCCGUCCGUCGCUACAUACAAAGCCGCAGGCAACUUGAGCACAGAUCCCAGAGCACUAUGUAUCUACUUGAUGCGAUGAUCAUCAAUCUCCUUCCCUUAGCAGACUAAAUGCACUAAUGCUCUUUUCUCUUUGACGCAUACACGCACGCACGCACAGGCACACCCACCCACACACACAGACACAUCACUCUCUAGCAUCAUGGCUCUUCCCUCAGAAUGCGACGUGCUCGUCAUUGGCGGCGGGAAUGCCGGCUUCUGCGCAGCCAUUUCGGCAGUCCAGUCCGGCGCAAAACACGUUGCUAUCAUCGAUAAAUGUCCGGAGGAAUGGGCAGGAGGUAACUCUUACUUCACGGCGGGGGCAAUGCGCACCGUCCACGGCGGAUUGCCGGAUCUGCUUCCCAUCGUGAAUAAUGUCGAUGCGGAGACGGCGAAGAAGAUUGAUAUGAAGCCGUAUACCGUGGAGGACUUCACCGGCGACAUGAACCGUGUUACGGGGCGGCGCACCAACCGCGAGCUCUGCCAGACACUCGUCAAUGAGUCAAACUCGGCGAUCAAGUGGCUGGCUAGUAAUGGCGUGCGCUUCCAGCUCUCUUUCAAUCGACAGGCGUAUGAAGUCAACGGCCGCCUCAAGUUCUGGGGUGGUCUUGCGCUGAAGACUCAAGAUGGCGGCAAGGGUCUCAUUCAGGAUCACCUGCAAGCAGCCCGGAAACUGGGCAUUAAGGUCUUCUUCUCGACCGCUGCUCAGAAACUAGUAACGGACCCGGUCUCUGGAGCCGUGACGUCCGUCGUGGUUUCGCAUCACGGCCGCGAGCAGACUGUUAAGGCUGGGGCCGUGAUUCUCGCGGCCGGAGGCUUCGAAGGGAACCCGCGCAUGCGCGCGCAGUACCUUGGACCACACUGGGACGUGGCGCUGGUACGCGGCACGCCCUAUAACUCCGGGGAUGGAUUUGAGAUGGCGAUCCGGGAUGUCUCAGCCAAGCAGGCGGGCAACUGGUCAGGAUGUCACUGCGUGGCGUGGGAUGCUAACGCACCGGCCGAUACGGGCGACCGGGAGAUCUCCAACGAGUUCACCAAGUCCGGGUAUCCGUUGGGCAUCAUGAUCAAUCGGCAGGGAAACCGGUUCGUGGACGAGGGGUCGGAUCUGCGCAACUAUACGUAUGCGAUGAUCGGACGCCAGAUUCUCAACCAGCCCGGCCACAUGGCGUUCCAGAUCUGGGACUCCAAGAUGAUCCCUUGGUUGCGGUCGGAGGAGUACCGGCCGGAGGUAGUGCAGCAUAUCAGCGCGGCCACGAUCAGUGAGCUGGCGGAGAAGUGUGCCGAGUUUGAUCUCGAGGAUAAGAAGCGCUUUGAGCAGACCAUCCAUGACUAUAAUAAGGCGGUUUAUGAGCGCCAGCGCAGGCAUCCGGGUGGGAAGUGGGAUCCGGCUGUCAAAGAUGGACUUACCACGCAGUCGGAGGGCUUGGAGCUGGCGGUUCCCAAGUCGAACUGGGCGCUUCCUAUUGAUCAAGGACCGUUCCUGGCUGUCCGGGUCACGGCGGGCAUCACUUUUACGUUUGGUGGACUGGCGGUUCGUCCGGAGACGGCGGCGGUGGUGUCGUCGACAACGAACCAAGAGGUGCCGGGGUUGUACUGCGCAGGGGAGAUGCUGGGAGGACUGUUUUAUGAUAACUAUCCCGGAGGCAGUGGAUUGACGUCGGGGGCUGUCUUUGGACGACGAGCUGGUCGGGCUGCGGCGGCGAGGGUAUCGAGCCGGCAGGCACGGUUGUAGGACUGCUAUGUUAGCAGUAUACAAUAGUAGCGUUAAGUGCUUGAGUCGCUAACAUAUAGCAGGAAUAAUAAACUAUGCAU